AUGAAGUUGGUCAUCUUGAUUCUGAUUCUUACAAUAUUAAGUACCUAAGCUCAAACAUCACUUAGAGGAAAGAACAAAUUUGGUAUGGUUGGCCAUAAUUAAGACUAGAGUAAAACGAUGAAUUAAAAAAAAUAAAUAAUGAAUAUAACUCAGAACUAUAAGAAUAUUCAUUAUUUGUGCAAUUAACUAAGCCAUUUUAUGACACAGCACCGAUGGAUGUAAUGUUGCUAAACCAUGAAAUGGAAAUAGCUAGAAUGAUGGGCUAACCAGGAGUAACUUCGAUGAAUUAUGUACUUGAAGAAUCGCCAUUUAGUCCUGCUUGGUGAAGAAUUUUAAAAGGCUUCAUUUGAUAUUUCCUAUUUCAUUAUAGAAUCAAUAUCGCAAAACAAC
Messenger RNA from Paramecium sonneborni, 390 nucleotides. The record is from the annotation of a GenBank genome assembly. NCBI's taxonomy places the organism in Eukaryota, Ciliophora, Oligohymenophorea, Peniculida, Parameciidae.